Messenger RNA from Umbelopsis ramanniana AG, 2144 nucleotides. RefSeq lists its product as uncharacterized. Gene Ontology annotation, cellular component: SCF ubiquitin ligase complex. NCBI's taxonomy places the organism in Eukaryota, Fungi, Mucoromycota, Umbelopsidomycetes, Umbelopsidales, Umbelopsidaceae. The record is from RefSeq and is a predicted model, not a curated record. Gene Ontology annotation, molecular function: protein binding. Gene Ontology annotation, biological process: SCF-dependent proteasomal ubiquitin-dependent protein catabolic process. The transcript is spliced from 4 exons. Bases 165 to 1925 code for a protein of 586 amino acids.
CCUCACACAGCGAUUUAGAAUAUAGCAGCUUCGUUAUCAUUCUUCUUUUUGUUUCGCCUUCCAUACCAGUUAUUAGCUUCUUUGACGUUCAUCAAAACCCGCUUUGAACUUCUGUAUAUUUAAAGCACAGCUAUUGUUAGCCUAGUGUGGGCCUGUGUUGCAAUAUGGAUUCUCUACUCAGUGUCCCGAUGUUUGCUGAUAUUGACCUCGACGAAGAACCCAUCGAUAAGUCUGACUUCAUGGUUCGCACUCUUCCAAGUCCGCCAAUUUCAGAUACCGGAUUAUCCGAGGACGAAAACUCACCAAUAUCAGACGACAGCGACAAGACGUCUGAAAUAGAAGUCAGUAAGAUGGAUGGUGAUAAAUGCAAGCAAAUCGCAAAUCAUCCUCGCUACUCUUUUUAUGAUUUACCGAAAGAGCUAAGAAUUCGAAUUCUGCAAUUGUUGACAGUGACUGAUUUAAUGAAGGCAGCCAUGGUCUGUCAUGAUUGGAAGAAUUUGGCUUUUGAUGGAUCAUUGUGGAAUAACAUUGAUGUCACACCAUACUACAAGAAUAUAACGACGGAACAAUUACUAGCACUAGGUGUUGCUGCUGGAGGGUUCCUGAAGAUAGCGAAUUUUAGAGGUUGCAUACAACUUACUGGUCACUCCUUAAGAACACUGGCUGAAUGCUGUCCAAAUGUAGAAGUACUUCAGUUAAAUGGUUGCCGCACGGUUUCGACUCCAAGCAUCGCAUGUUUUGUAAGCCAAGCAAACCGAUUACAAGUAUUAGAUGUUUCCGGUCUGGACUCCAUCAAGAAUCAUACACUUCAAGCAGUAGCGAGCUCUUGCCCAAUGCUUCGAAAAUUAAAUGUUGCAUGGUGUCGCAAUAUCAAUGCUGACGGAAUACACGCCAUCGUUCAGGGUUGCAAACGCUUAGAAUAUCUGAAAAUGAACGGAUGUAGUCAACUAGACGAUGUAACCAUGACUGCUAUUGGAGAGAACCUAGUUGAUCUGAAUAGGCUGUGUUUAGCGUCAUGUAGCGAUAUCAAAGAUGCCGCCAUGUUAUCGUUUUUGUCGGCCUCGCAUGGAAAAUUGACCCACUUGAACAUAUCCAAUUGCUCAAAGUUAACGGAUCUCCUUGCUCGCAGCAUGACAAAGCAUUGUCCACGACUGACGCAUCUGGAAUUAGCAUGCUGCUCUUUGUUUACAGAUGAAGGGCUUACUCACAUGAUAUCACGACUAACAGGACUAGUCAAUUUGGAUCUUGAAGAUGUCCACCAAAUUACGGAUAUCUCUGUCCGAGAAAUUGCAGCUCAUCAAAAAAAUCUUCGAAGACUUUGCCUCUCAGGAUGUUUACAGAUAACAGACUCAGCUAUCACAAAUCUCAUCCUCGAAGGAGAGUGCGCUGAUUCACUGGAGCAGCUGGAACUGGCUAACUGCAGCUUAAUCACCGAUCGAGCGUUGACCACCAUUGCAACGCAUCUGGCCACAAAAGACCUCUCCUCGCUUCAAUCUCCAAUAAUGGAUAGCACAUCUGUAUUCUCGACCUCCCCUCCCUUUCGGCAAGGCACUAUGUCUUCUUGCUUUACGUACUCUUCUAAUGAAUCCUUCGAUCCUACUCUUGGUAGAAAGAAGCGGCAACUCAGUGUGGAAGUACUAGACUGUAAUAAUAUUACAGAGAGUGGAGUACGCAAUGCUCUUGAUCAAGCGGCUCCACUGCUGGAAAUCAAAAGUUUCUACUCCUGGAACGACAACCGUAGAAGAGCCCAAGCAGAUGCAGAAGCGAAUAACACUCCAAAUGCAGUUGACCUUACAGGUUUAAGGGUUAACGUUCGCCGCAUCCGCUAUUAUCCAUUAACUAGAACCAGACGACGACGAGGAAACCAACGGGAAGUCAAUACCACUACCAAUGGUCGUUCCGGUUCCAGCUGUAUUAUCUCCUAAACGUGGAUUUGGAUUAUUGUAUCAAUCACGAUGUAUACUUCACAACAUCAUAGUAUUUCUGCCUCUUUUGUUUAUAUUUUUAUAUUCAGCACCCAGUACCGACAUCUUAAAAGUGAUGCGACAACCUGCUUCAUUUUCAUUAUGUAAGGCAUUGUGCUAUGCUCCAUAUACGUAAAGUCCCAACCUGUCUAUAUAAACUUUGUUGAACAAAGGUCACUA